Messenger RNA from Emiliania huxleyi CCMP1516, 369 nucleotides. RefSeq lists its product as hypothetical. The record is from RefSeq and is a predicted model, not a curated record. The transcript has 2 exons. Gene Ontology annotation, biological process: translation. Gene Ontology annotation, cellular component: ribosome. The coding region runs from base 1 to 369 and encodes 122 amino acids. Gene Ontology annotation, molecular function: structural constituent of ribosome. NCBI's taxonomy places the organism in Eukaryota, Haptophyta, Isochrysidales, Noelaerhabdaceae.
AUGGCCAAGACGGCGCGCCUCCGCCGGCACGUCGUGGUGAACAUCCCCUGGUACUGGCGUCAUCCCAAGUACCAGCGCAUCGUGCUCAAGCGGACCCGCCUGUUUGCGCACGACGAGUUUGACCUGUGCUCCGUCGGCGACAUGGUCCGACUGCAGAUGGUGCGGCCGCUCUCCAAAAAGAAGUCGCACGUGGUGGCCGCCAUCCUCCGCCGAGAGGACGGCUCGGCGCCGCCGUCGCCCUUCCCCAACGUCCACCUGUCGCGAAACGUGUGGCCAGAGGAGGCGGAGGAGGCGCGAGUCGCCGCUGGCCUGCCAGAGAGGGUUGCCGGGCCGGGCGUGGAGGGGAGGCUGCGAGGGGGUGCGCAGUGA